Trifolium pratense (red clover) is the source of this 591-nucleotide messenger RNA. RefSeq lists its product as uncharacterized. Lineage: Eukaryota; Viridiplantae; Streptophyta; Magnoliopsida; Fabales; Fabaceae. The record is from RefSeq and is a predicted model, not a curated record. The transcript is spliced from 2 exons. Bases 170 to 532 code for a protein of 120 amino acids.
UUUCAGUUUGAAUAAAACACACUUAAAACAUGCUUUGCACAAAUUCUGUCAUUCUAUUGAUUUUUUUACGGAAUAGUUGCAACCAAGCAGCAGUAUAUAUUGAAAUUGUUUCUCCUUCAAAAAGAUAACACAGCUUCUCUUCUCUUUAUAUUCAUAUAUUUGUGGCAGAAUGACUAUUAAUGGGGAUGGUAAGGGUUCUUUGCCCAUUAAACAUGAAGGAACUGCUGUAAAAGAUGUUGAUUCAUCCGACAUAGAUGAAUUGAAAAACUUGGUCCACAACAAACUGGUCAUAACAGAGGCCAGGCUACAGAAGCCACCAAAAACCAUGAAACGCAAAUUGGCUAAGUCUCGAUUUCGUCGAUCCAAAAUUUUGUCGGAAACUAUCACCAUCAUAUCAUUUGAUGAUGAUGACAACAUAGACAUUAUGGAACACUCAACGUCAAAAUACAAUGUUAACAAUGUCAUCUUCAUAUCAUCGGACGAUGAUGAAAUAGACGAGACAAAAGAAUCAACGAAGGAUAAUAAUGCCUAGUUUUUUUUCCGAUUACUUUGAUUAGUUUUUCUUAUUGUUGUUUCACACAACACUCUUUU